AUGUCGUCAAUGGAUUGUUUAAGCCACUUCUUUGACUGGGAUCAACCUAUCCAGCUCCAGGAAUGUUUUAUUCCCAAUGUGGAUACAACUAUCCCCAAAUCCGACAGUUUCUUCUUCCAAACUCAACCUCAAAUGCAAUACCAUCAGCCAUUGUUUCAAGAAGAAGCUCCUUCUCAGACCCUACUAGAGCUCACUGACUUGGACUAUUUCUGCGACCAGUUUCUUCCUCCCCAAGAAACCUAUCUUCCUUGCCCUAAAACUGAAACACACGACCUAGAUUUCUUCCUCUCCGCGCCAAAACUCCAGAAACUUGCAGUUGACUCAAGCUACCAUUGUAACCCUCACAACCACUUGCCAAACCCUAACCCUAAUUUCUUGAACUACUACGACGAGCUUGAUUUAGCUCCAGAAGCUUUCAUCUUCCCGGAGUUUCAAGUUCCAGAUAUCCCCUUAGAGUUCAAGGUAGGCCGAGGAGAUGAAGACGGAAGCCACGGCACCAAGAAACCAAAGCUUUCAUCUCAGAGCAUCGCAGCUCGUGAGAGAAGAAGAAGAAUUGCGGACAAGACUCAUGAGCUCACGAAACUCAUCCCAGGUGGUCAGAAACUCAACACCGCAGAGAUGUUCCAAGCCGCCGCUAAGUAUGUCAAGUUCUUACAAAGCCAAGUUGGGAUUCUCCAAAUGAUGCAGACGAGAAAGAAGACGCAUAUCUCUGAUGUGGAAAUCGAAACUCAAGUUUUACUUGGAUCACAAGAAAUCCAGGAGAAGCUAUCAACGCAUGAAGUAUGUUUGGUUCCGUGUGGAAUGGUUCGAGAUCUAUCAAGUGAAGAAUCUAUUUGGAGAAAUCCUAUGAUUACUGGAGAGAUCAACAAGUUACUAUCUGCAGACUUGUCUAACUAG
Molecule: messenger RNA, 897 nt
Organism: Eruca vesicaria subsp. sativa (arugula)
Lineage: Eukaryota; Viridiplantae; Streptophyta; Magnoliopsida; Brassicales; Brassicaceae
Source: the annotation of a GenBank genome assembly